AUGAGCUUGUUCAAGAACAAAAAGAGAAAGAUAGAGAAGCAGCCCAAGGAAAGACUCCAAUGUGAGUAUUUCCUCGAAAAGAAAAACAGAAGAUGUGGAAUGACAAGAAAGAAAGACCAACGAUUUUGUUCCGAACAUAUGAUUCAUGAUAACAACCAAGAAAGGGUGCCAUGUCCAUUGGAUCCUAAUCAUACUGUGUGGACUAAGGACUUGCAAUCACAUUUGAAGAAAUGUAAUGCUCGACCAAAACAUGAUCCUUGGUAUGAACAAGACUUGAACGUCUCGUUAAAGAAUAGGACAGAGGAACAGUUUGAUCAUGAAGACUUAGCUGAGGAUGGGCUCUUUGACAAGUAUAUUCCAAUAUUGAAGUCUUUAGAGUAUGGCGAACUUCCGCUUAAAGUAAGUUCACAUCAAGGAUUAACUUCUAGAAUGGAAAUUGCAUCUCGUCAAAAACACGCAACACAGCAGGCAAGCUUGAUCGGAAAUUUGAAGCUGAUGAACUUGUUAAAUCCAGAUUGUUUCUAUGUUGAGUUCGGAUGCGGUAAGGCGGAAUUAUCAAGAUUUGUGAAUCUGUGUAUACUUGAAGAUAUUAAAUCUGAAGAUGCCACUUCUGACAACUAUGGUUUUGGGUUAAUUGAUCGUGGCGUAAAUAGAUUAAAACAAGACAAUCGAAUCUUGAAUGAUUGUCAAGACAAACUUAAACCAACAAUAAAAAGAACAAGGAUAGACAUAAAAGAUUUAGAUCUUGAUAAAUUCAUUUCGGAUGUAAGUCUAACAAAGAUAGUAAGUAUAUCCAAACAUCUAUGCGGUGCAGCCACGGAUUUAACUUUGAAGCUGUUGCUCAAUUCUUCCAUCUUUGAAAAUGGAAAAUUUGGUGGUGUUCUUAUUGCUAUGUGUUGCCGCCAUGUAUGUUCCUAUGACCAAUUACUCCCCCAGUCUAGACAGUAUUUGUCUGAACAUGGAUUUAAAACUGUUGAAUCAUUUAAUGUGCUCAAGAAAUUAGUUUCUUGGGCUGUCAAUACAAAGGAAGAGGAAACUGAUAAUAAAUAUGGAAUCAAUCCUGAAGACAGAGAAAGUGUUGGACUAUUAGCGAGAAGGUUGAUUGACGAAAGCAGAAAGUAUGCUUUAGAGAGAGUACUUGGUGAUAAGUACAAUGUUGAAAUUUUCAAAUAUAUUGAUCGUGAUACAACUUUAGAAAAUGUUGCUCUUGCUAUAGUAUCUAGAUAAGUGCAGUUAAUAUAUUUAUACAAAGUCUUCAUAGGGUAGAGGAGUGACUUUUUCUCAACCCAAUGUUUUCUCGUUGGACUAAAUUGUUUGGCAACCGAAAUAUAUUAUUUACAAAUGUAACACAGAAUAUUUACAAAUUUAAAGAAAAAUUCACAUGUAAUGCAUUAUUAGACGAUAUAGCGUAAUGGAGAUCCAAAACCGUUGGACUUAGUCUAUUCAACAGUAGAUAGUUUGUAUUUCCGAGCAAAAACUUUCGCAGCAAAUCAAACCAAUGCGGGUUUGCUAUUUCGGGACAAGCCGCACGAGAUGAUUUGUUUAAGCGUCUUUUCUUCCGAAGACAUUUGUUAUGAUCCUGGAUGUGAUUGUCAUUUACUUAACUCUGAAUAUAACCCAAUUGAUAUCACAAUUCAUUACUUUAGACUAGUAUUUGUAGCAACCCUUGAAUUGACCAAAAGUAGUUGUAUUUUUUUAUUUUUUUACUACGCCGAUGUGUAUAACUUGUCAAAUUCUUCCACUAUUUCUGGACAUGUUUAACUACAACAAUCGGCAUGCAUGCAAGACCUAAAUGGUGAAAACAACAACAUACAUUGGAAGUUUCAAUAUAUAUAUAUCACGCUUCUCUUUUGAUGCGAGGAUUACCUACAUAUACCUAAAAGAAAUAUGAUAAUACUUUAUUGCCUAUAUAACUUGAUAUACUAAAGAAAAACAGUCUCUAAGCUAGCUUAGAUCUUGGUUUCCUUAACACCAUGCUUCCAGAUAGCAACGAAAGGAGUAGUACCAUCUUCACGGUAGUUCAACAAAACAACCAUAGCAUCUGGGUCCAUAGAUUCACCAGUGUAGAAGUCCCAGUCACCGAAAGAACCCAAGACCUUCUUGACGUAAGCAGUAGCACCCUUUUCGAAAGCUUCAACUUGAUCUGGGUCGUUUUCAGCUAAGUAAGCCUUGACCUUCUUCAUGUAACCUUUGAUGUAAGUGGUGAAAGACUUCUUGUCGAAUUGAGUUUGUUGUAAUCUGAAAGAGUAAACAACGUUGUUGACGGUUUCAGCACCAUCUUCCAAGGCUUCGUCAGCAUCUUCAGCAGAUGGGUUGGCACCAAUAUCAAUGUCACCUUGACCAACAGUAACCAUUUGACAGUCGGCUUCGUAAACGGCACCGUUGACUAACUUGACGUCAUAAGCGUCAGAUAAUAAUUCGUCUCCAGAAAUAACGUCGGUAAAAAUAAUCAUUGUGAGAUAUCUACUUGUUCAAUUGCAAUUGCCGAAGAAAAGAAGAAGGAGGGAAAGAAGAGUUAAUU
Molecule: messenger RNA, 2521 nt
Organism: Spathaspora passalidarum NRRL Y-27907
Lineage: Eukaryota; Fungi; Ascomycota; Pichiomycetes; Serinales; Debaryomycetaceae
Product: tRNA:m4X modification enzyme
Exons: 3
Coding region: 1-1227 (408 amino acids)
Biological process (GO): tRNA methylation
Source: RefSeq, a predicted model, not a curated record